Molecule: messenger RNA, 1937 nt
Organism: Momordica charantia (bitter melon)
Lineage: Eukaryota; Viridiplantae; Streptophyta; Magnoliopsida; Cucurbitales; Cucurbitaceae
Source: RefSeq, a predicted model, not a curated record
GAUGGCCAUGGCCUACUCUGAAUUUUCCUUUGGGCUCAGAGCCUGCAACUCCUGCUGAGUGAAGAAGAGAAACCAAAGCACAGUGCCAUGGAAGUUUUCAGAUCAAAUCCUUUCACUUUCACCUUUCUUUUUUCUCUUUUUCUUCUCGUCUUUUCUACUGCCGCUACCACCUCUGACCUCCCCUCGCUAAGCUUCCAUGUUGGUCGAGGAGAGUUGGUUCGAGGAGCUGUGGAGCAGUGGAAGACGGGGAGGAAUCUAGCGGAAGCGACAGUGGAUAACUCGUCCUUGAUAUUGGCCGAGGGUAGGACGCAGAGAAAAGAUCCACUUGAUGAUUUUAAGCGCUCGGUUUCCUUUACAGCGGCUCCCUUCUUUGUCAUUGCUGGCAUUUGGUUCAUUCUCUUUGGAUUUUGUUUGAUGUUCAUCUGCCUAUGCUGUUGCUGUUGUCCAAGGGAGCCUUAUGGCUAUUCUCGAUUAGCUUAUGCUCUUUCUCUCAUUUUCCUCAUCCUCUUCACCAUUGCAGCAAUUGUCGGGUGUGUUGUUUUGUACACGGGUCAGGGGAAGUUUCACAGCAUCACAUCAAGGACAUUGGACUAUGUAGUGAAUCAAGCUGAUACAACAGUUGAUAACCUUGACAAGGUGUCAGGUUACCUCAGUGCAGCUAAGAGUAUAGGAGUUGCAUCAAGAUUUCUUCCUGGAGAUGUCCAAAGCAAAAUCGAUGAGAUUGAUAAAUUGAUUAACUCUUCUGCUACAACUCUUUCUGAGACGACUGGAAAUAAUUCAAAAGAUAUCCAAUAUGUACUCGAUCAUAUAAGGUUGGCUCUUAUAAUUCUUGCUGCUGUCAUGCUCCUUCUGGCAUUUCUUGGAUUUUUAUUUUCCAUCCUUGGGAUGCAGUCUCUUGUAUACUCUUUGGUGAUCAUUGGUUGGAUUCUUGUUACUGGCACAUUCAUCUUGUGUGGCGUUUUUCUCCUCCUUCACAAUGUGGUAGCAGAUACAUGUGUGUCAAUGGAUGAGUGGGUUCAAAACCCAACUGCCCAUACAGCUUUGGAUGACAUCCUCCCAUGUGUGGACAAUGCCACAGCCCAAGAAACUCUCACACAAUCAAAGAAUGUAGCAUUUCAACUUGUUAAUGUGGUUAACAGUGUCAUCACUGGGAUUGCAAAUCGUAACGUCCCACCAAAUGUUGGACCACCCAUAUAUUUCAAUCAAUCUGGUCCAUCAAUGCCCAUCCUCUGCAAUCCAUUUCAUUCAAAUCUUACCGACCGAUCAUGUGCAUCGGGUGAAGCAGAACUGCGGAAUGCUACAGAGGUUUGGAAGAACUAUAUCUGUGAAGCUUCAGCUUCUGGUACUUGUACAACUCCUGGCCGGCUGACCCCAACCUACUACAGUCAAAUGACAGGUGCAGUAAAUGUAAGCUAUGGAUUGUAUAAAUAUGGUCCAUACUUGGUUAGUUUGCAAGAUUGCUCUUUUUUGCGGCAGACGUUCACAGACAUACAAGACCACUACUGUCCCGGUUUGCGUCGAUAUACACAGUGGAUCUACAUUGGAUUGGUUCUGGUGUCUGCAGCCGUGAUGCUGUCAUUAAUUUUCUGGGUUAUCUAUGCCAGAGAGCGACGACAUCGUGUAUAUACGAAGAGCCAUACAGCCAAUUAUGCUCAGUGAGAACGAAGAAAACCGCAGUAGGGAUUGCACAUCCAUGUAUGUUUGUAGGUACAUCUUUUACCUAGCUCUCUCUCCCCAUUACAUUAGAAGUUAUUUAUUUUUGUACAAUAUGUUUAUUUUCCCUAGUUAUGGUAUUCUUGAAACAUGAAUCAAUUUCCAAACCUAUAGUUUUGAUGGGUGCUUUGUAGAUACCUAAAGGACUUUAUUGGUCUUGACCUUUCACUUUGACAAGUUUUCAAUGGUUUGUAUAUGUAAGUUCAUUACUUUUCUUCUUAAAA